Molecule: messenger RNA, 722 nt
Organism: Dermatophagoides pteronyssinus (European house dust mite)
Lineage: Eukaryota; Metazoa; Arthropoda; Arachnida; Sarcoptiformes; Pyroglyphidae
Biological process (GO): protein ubiquitination
Molecular function (GO): zinc ion binding; ubiquitin-protein transferase activity
Source: RefSeq, a predicted model, not a curated record
ACCAAAUUGAACAGACUAGAAAAUUAUAUAUAAAAUCACAGAAUAGUGAAAAACAACAACAACAACACAUGGCAAACGUUGGAGGUAAAAUGAUAUCAAAUAAUUAUAGUGUAGGCGUUGGUGGUGGUAACCAUAAGAAAGAAAAACCAAUUUGUAAUAUUUGUCGACAAGAGGAAUCGUUCAAAAAUUUAAUAUCACCAUGUGAUUGUAAAGGUACCGGUGGUUUUGUACAUUUUGAUUGUAUAAAACGUUGGAUUGAAACAAGCGGAAAUGAUCAUUGCAAAGCAUGUAAUGUAAUCUAUAGGAAAUUAAAAAUGAGAAAAAAAUCCGGAUCAUUUGGAAAAUUUUAUCAUAAAUCCGAAAUUGGUAUAUUAUAUUCACAUUUCGCAUUAUUCUAUUUUACCAUGUUUUUUAUUUCACAUUGGGCACAAUUCCAUAGUCAGAUGGCAUUUAUUUAUGGUUAUCGUACAAGUGCACGGGUCAUUACAGCAAUCAAUAGUUUUUAUCUUUCAUUUCAUGUGAUCACAUAUACAAUAUAUUUGGCAACAUUAUACCUAUCGUUUAUAGUGUGGCAAAAAACCAAUUUCGAAAUUUUUGUUCAACGUGAAUCGCCAUCUCCAUCAUCAUCAUCAUCACCAACAUUAUCGUCCAGGAAUACCACUUGACACCGAUGUGUAUUCGUGUAAAUGUAUCUGUUUGUGAAUUCGCAGAGUUCGAACAAU